This is a messenger RNA of Medioppia subpectinata, 1080 nucleotides long. The record is from the annotation of a GenBank genome assembly. Lineage: Eukaryota; Metazoa; Arthropoda; Arachnida; Sarcoptiformes; Oppiidae.
AUGUUAACUAUUGCCAGCUAUGAUAAGGUGGUCACUCUGCCCUCCACAACACCCAAUCCCUGUCACGUCGACAAUACCUGCAACUGUACUGUCGAUGAGAUUGAAGUGAUUUGUGGCGACGAUAUUACCGACACAUCUAUUAAGCGGACAUUCAAUGAGAUUAAAGUGAAGACAUAUUUGGACGCAUUUGAGUUGUACGACAAUCACCUCAUCACUGGUCUCCCCGACUAUAUCUUUCACGACGUAUCAUUCAAAACAAUGAACGUGUUCAAUGUGAAAACACUGACCAUGGUGGGCGAGAAUGCGUUCGCCAGUUCAGUCAAUACGACCACAUCUUUGCGGAUCAGCUCGUGUUCACUGAAGUCCAGCGAAUCCUUAUUUAAAGCCAUUUCACAAUUGGUUCGCUUGACUUCUGUUGAUCUCUNUUCAGUCAAUACGACCACAUCUUUGCGGAUCAGCUCGUGUUCACUGAAGUCCAGCGAAUCCUUAUUUAAAGCCAUUUCACAAUUGGUUCGCUUGACUUCUGUUGAUCUCUCAGACAAUCAGGAGAUAGCAGAUAAUGCGUUUGGGCCUAACCAGCAUCAGUUGACCAUGGUGCUUCUGGACAGGAACCAACUGAAGACCCUUGGUAAAAAUGCGUUUAAACCACUUCAUGGGUUAAAUUGGUUGGAUUUAAGCGACAAUUUAUUGACAAAACUGGCGGACAAUUCAUUUACACUGCAAUCAGUAAACGGCUCGCAAUACAAUCCCAUAAAAAUUAACUUCAAACUGAACCAAAUCGCCCAAAUCGGUGACCAGGCCUUUGCCGGACUCGACCGACCCGUCACUCUAGACCUGUCUUUCAACAAUUUAACGCAAUUAACGGCCAAUACAUUCGCCCAUAUGUUAAGCUACGAGCCCUCGAAGAUUAUUAUUAAAGGAAAUCACGUGAACUGUAUCUGUGGUCUGAAAUGGGUUUACGUGAACAGCACUAUGAAGCCUAAGAUGUCGGGUCCCCUCCGAUGCGAUGAUAAGCGCUACUUCUCCAGCCUUACGGACACUGAUUUUAAAAAUUGUACGAAUGAUCAUGAAUCCAAUUAA